CAUGCAGCAGCAAUGGCAAACCGUGCAGUCUUAUAUUUCCUUUUUGUUGUGGAGGUAUUUCCAAAAGGUCAAACAGUUCUGAUAGAAACACAGCAGACUGUGAUGGCAGCAGUAGGAGAAGAUGUCCAUCUCAGCUGUCAGCUCAUGCAGUCUAGAGAUGUUCUUCAGGUCACAUGGCAGAAACUUUCACCUGAGGGGAAAAAGAAGAAUCUUGUCACCUACAAUGAACACUUUGGACAAACAGUGAAUCCUGGUUUUCAGGGGAAAGUGGAGUUUAAAGAUGCUGGACUGCAGAACUGCUCCAUAGUUAUCAGGGAGGCAAUGGAUCAGGAUGAAUGCUGCUAUCUCUGUUUGUUUAACACGUUUCCUGAUGGUUCUCUGACAGGCAGAACCUGCCUCCAACUCUAUGAGCUGCAUGAACCCAUUCUACAAAUCACAGAAUCAAACUCUACUGAAGAGACAGUUGUGUCCUGCUUGGCCACAGGUCGUCCUGCUCCCACAGUAACUCUGAAUGUCCCACAACAAGACCUCUACUUCUCUCACAACAGCACAGUCAGUGUCACCAACACCAACGGUACAGUCACUGUCACCACCACAGCUGUGCUGUCUGGUUUCCAUGGAAAUGGUGCACAAGUUGGAUGUGCAGCACGACUGCUCUCAGUCCCUGAAAUUCAGGUGUUUAAGACGAUUCCUGCAGUGAAACAAUCGUCUGCUGAUGGUUUUGAUGAUGAAUCUGGAUCUGAUGAGAAUUUCACUUUGAUCGUUGCAUCGUUUGCGACAGUGGCCGUUGUUUGUGUUGCUGUAGUCAUCACUGUUGUCACUGUCCUGCUCAGACAUAAACAUAAGAACAGUCUGUCACACAGGGAUGCUGAGGAGAUGAAGACACCACAAAAAUCAACCCAAGACCCUGAUGAGUGCAAAACACCUUUAAUGGAGAAGGAGAACGAGCAGAUCAGGAAACGGUCACCUGAGAAGAAAGAUCCAAAAGAGGAGAAACCAGAACCAUCAUCUUCCACAGUUAGACGUCUAUUUAGUGACAAAUAACCAACAAGACUGUAGUUUCAAUAUGAAGUCAGUCAGACUUGAACAAAGCUGCAUCAAAGCAUGUGUUGGUAAAAUGUUCAGAUAUUGUAAAAGAAUCAAAAUGUGUCCUGAACAAGAUGAAUCUCUCAUCUUAUAUCUCCAGAUCAAAAAGAUUAAUGUACACAGAGAUUUUGAUGUUUUUGUACUAUUUUUUUUUACCUUUUUUUUUUUUUUUUUUUUUUACCAUUUUAAGUUAAAAUAAGUUAUUGAUGUUUGAUGUUAUGCUACCUUUUUCUCAGAGAGGAACUACUUUAAUGUCUCUGACAUGUUCAAUACAACCAGUUUCUCUUCUUUCUUGCUGUUUGUUGGGACUUUAAACUCUACCAAGUAUUUUGUAAAUUCUUAUUGUUUUACACCAAUUUACUGUUUUAUCCAUAUUUUUGUAGAAUGUAAAUAGAUUCUGGUUUUGGUCUUUGCAGUAUUUAUUUCCUCUUAUUUUAUUUUUUAUUUUUGUCAUACAAACCUAGUAAUGUCAGAGAUGAAAUUACAGAUCAUUGAAUGUAAAAAUUAACAUGUAUUAUUCCUGUUAAAUUAACAUGCAACAAAACAAAGAAACCACCAGGAGAAAAGCUCCAAUCUAGCAAUUUCCAAGAUUCACAUUUGUUUAUAGAUCCUCAGAUACAUGUUAGACUUUGUGUGACAUGAAACAAUUUUCUCCUUCCUCUGUGAUUUUUGGAAAGUGUUGGUUAAAAUUGGUAUUACUGCUACUAGUGCCACUGCUAUUAGGUUAUAUCUUCUAAUGCGAACAAAGACAACAAUA
Messenger RNA from Thunnus maccoyii (southern bluefin tuna), 1843 nucleotides. RefSeq names its product OX-2 membrane glycoprotein-like. The transcript is spliced from 7 exons. The record is from RefSeq and is a predicted model, not a curated record. Bases 13 to 1044 code for a protein of 343 amino acids. Lineage: Eukaryota; Metazoa; Chordata; Actinopteri; Scombriformes; Scombridae. Gene Ontology annotation, molecular function: cell-cell adhesion mediator activity.